AUGAAAGGAAGGAGAAUCUAUGAAAUCCUCCAGCACCUCCUCCUCCUCCUCCUCCUCGUCUUCACCGUCCCCCCCAGGCCAGGGGAGUGUCUGGUGGGGGUGCAGGAGGGCCCUCAAUUCAUAGUGGAGCCCCCUUCCACUCUCUCCUUCCUGAACACCACCGGGGCGGCCCUGCAUUGCUCCGCCCAUGGGAACCCGCCACCCACGGUGUCAUGGGUUGUGGGUGAAUCAGGGCUCCAAGCUGCGGGGACGGUGGUGGGAGUACGCGAGGCUCUUCAUAAUGGAACUCUGCUUUUCCUGCCGUUCAGUCCUCGCGCUUACAGACAGGAUGUUCACGCCUCUGCUUACCGCUGUCUUGCCUCUAACAGUGUUGGCAGGAUUGUGUCGAGAACUGUGACCGUCAGAGCGGUGGUCCGCCAGCAGUAUGAGGUACAAGUUUACGAUGAGUACGUAAUUAGCGGAAACACGGCAGUUCUCAGGUGUCGUAUUCCUACCUACGUUCAGGAGUACGUGAAGGUCGUGGCGUGGGUACAAGACGACACCUACGUGAUUCAACCAGGACUGGAGAGUGGUGGCAAGUACAUGAUUCUCCACGAUGGUUCUCUUCAUAUAUACCGCGCCGACCCUUCAGACGGCUAUCCUUCUUACCGCUGCCGCACCAACCACACACUUACCGCCGUGCUUUCCCAGUCCUCCGCCGGCCGCGUCAUGGUUACUGAGCCUCACGGUAAUGUGGCGCCCCGUCUCAGCGUGGACAAAAGAGUGACAGUUGAGGUGCGUGCGGGACAGUGGGCGGUUCUUCCCUGUGCCGCCCAGAGCCACCCCACGCCCACCUACAAGUGGGUCCCUGGGGAGAGCGUGAUGGCGGGCGUGGUGGGCGGGUCUUCACGGUAUAGUCAAGUGGGCGGGCUGCUGGUCAUCACGGGCGUGGGCGUGGCGGACCAGGGGCGGUACAUGUGCUUCGUAAAUAACAGUGUGGGCCAUGAGACUGUGGAGGCGACCUUGCGUGUGACGGAGCCCCUUAGCGUGCACGUGUCGCCUCGCCGUCUGGUGGUGGACAUGGGCAAGACGGCAGAGUUACGGUGUGUGGUGCAGGGACAUCCCAUCACCUCUCUCACCUGGCUAAGGAAUGGGAAAGCCUUGCCGCCAGAUGGAAGGUUCGUGACAUCACCGCGCGAGGUUCUGCGGAUCAGCAAGGUCGGCAAGGAGGACCGCGCCAUGUACCAGUGUGUCGUGUCAGCGCGCCAUGAAAACGUGCAGGCCGCGGCUCAUCUGGCCCUCGGCGACUCGUCCCCGGAGCUUCACUACAAGUUCCAGGAGCAGACACUACAGCCAGGGCCUUCUGUCAGCCUCAAGUGUGUGGCCACUGGGAACCCUCCGCCGCAGUUCAAGUGGACGCUGGACGGCUUCCCCCUGCCAGAGAACGAGAGGUUCCUGGUGGGUCAGUACGUCACGGUUCACGAUGAUGUCAUAUCCCACGUGAACAUCACCAACGUGCGGGUGGAGGAUGGGGGGGAGUACACCUGUGCCGCCUCAAACACUGUGGGGGAAGUCAGCCACUCUGCAAAGGUUAAUGUGUAUGGCCUGCCCUUCAUCCGGCCCAUGCGCAGGGUGUCGGCAGUGGCUGGGUCAGGUCUCCGGGUGAAGUGUCCCGUGGCAGGCUACCCCAUUGACAAGAUUACCUGGGAGAAGGAUGGCCGGGUGCUUCCUACGGACAUCCGGCAGCGAGUCUUUGACAAUGGAACGCUUGUGGUGAGCCAGACACACCGAGACACUGACGGGGGACGCUACACUUGCCGGGCGGUGAACAGGCACGGUCACUCCUCCUCCAGGGAUGUCACUGUCACUGUUACAGUGCCUCCCAAGAUCAUGCCAUUCUCUUUUGCCAAUAACAUCUUGAGUGAAGGUAACAGAGCCUCUCUCACCUGUCAAAUUCUGGAGGGGGACCUGCCCGUUAACUUCAGGUGGGAGAAGGACGGUGGCACAGUUCCCAUUUAUGACGGCAUCACCACUCGCCUCUUGGACGACUACCAGACCCAGCUUGUCAUUGACCGCAUCUCCUCACGCCACAACGGAGAGUACACCUGCGUCGCCUCCAAUGCCGCUGCCGAGAGACACUACACCACACGCCUCACUGUUAAUGUGCCGCCACAUUGGGUAACAGAACCCCAGGACAGUGGGGCGGCGCAGGGGAGCACGGUGACACUCAACUGCCAGGCGGAUGGCUACCCGACACCGACUGUCACCUGGAAGAAGGCAAUCACUGACGAUGAGGGGAGCAGCCUGAUGGUGGGCAGUGGUGGUGGUGGCAGCGGUGUGGGUCGGCGGAGGGGCGGGUACCAGGAGCUGCACUAUGGGGCCCACGUGGAGGUGUUUGACAAUGGGUCGGUGGUGUUCCGUAACGUUCAGAAGGCCAUGGAGGGGAAGUACUUGUGUCAGGCCAGGAAUGGUAUUGGUGCAGGCCUCAGCAAGGUGGUCUAUCUCACUGUCAAUGCCCCCGCACACUUCCCGGAGAAGAUGGGCCGUGUGGUGGUGCGCCUGGGCCAGACUGCUGUGUUGCGCUGCCCGGCAAGGGGAGACCGGCCCAUCGACAUACUCUGGUCCGUAGAUGGCAGACGGCUCGACCCACAUGCAGAUCCAAGAGUGGAGGUAAGAGAAGAAACGAGUGACGAGGGGUUUGCGUCCAAGCUGACCCUAACCUCGGCAGCCAGGUCCCACUCAGCCACCUACACCUGCCAUGCCGCCAACGCCUUCGGGAGGGACACCAGGAACAUUGAACUCAUCGUGCAGGAGGAACCAGAACAGCCCAAAAACCUGCGGGUGGUGGAGACUCACAGCCGGCGGGUGAAGCUGUCCUGGAUGGCACCCUACAGCGGCAAUGCUCCCAUUCAAAACUACCUCAUCCAGUACAAGUUGGCCUCAGAGCCAUGGCCGGGUGUACCAGAGCGGCUGAGUGUCCCGGGUGACCAGACAGAGGGAGUCAUCCACGAACUGACACCCGCCACUGCUUACCACUUGCGGGUGACAGCACAGAACACCCUUGGGCUCGGGACACCCUCUGAGGUCAUACAAGCUGCCACGGAUGAGGAAGAGCCAUCGGGACCCCCUCUGGAUGUCCGAGUGACCCCAGAGUCGUCCACCUCGCUGCGGGUGACCUGGGAACCCCCCGCGCGUGACUUGUGGAACGGGAACAUUCUAGGGUACUAUGUUGGUUACCGCACCCACGCACUCGCCUCAGAUUACAACUUCCAGACUGUUGAGGUUGGGUCAGCGUACGGGGGCAGCUCCACACUGACGGGGCUGCAGCAGUACACCCGCUAUGAGGUGGUGGUGCAGGCCUUCAACAACAGGGGGGCCGGUCCGCUCUCCCCUCCUGUCAUUGCUACUACUGAGGAGGAUGUGCCGAGCCUUCCACCAGAGACAAUCCGUUGCGAGGCCACAUCACCCCAGAGCAUCUCGGUGGCGUGGCGUCCCCCUCCUCUCCGCGGCCAGAAUGGACUUAUUAAGGGCUAUCGGAUCCUUUAUACUCCAGCAUCGGAUUACUCAGUCUGGAUGGACGGAGUGGUCCCAGGGGAGUGGAAGAAAGCGGUGGUUUUGCCGCUGUAUAAGAGCAAAGAUGAGGAGCUCCAGGGUGAGACAGCAGCAGAGAGUACCAAUAUAUUCAACCUUGAGAAGUACACCAACUAUAGCAUCAGUGUUCUUGCCUACACCAGCGCUGGCGACGGUGUUCCCUCCGCUCCUGUCUUCUGCCGCACUCUGCAAGAUGUGCCAGAGAGUCCAGCAGGCAUCAAGGCAGUGGUCAGCUCCCCCACCACCAUCUUAGUGGCCUGGCUUGCUCCUGCUAAGGCUAAUGGAGUCCUCACUAAACACACACUCUAUAUGGCCAUCACUGCUGACCAGAACAGGAGAGAGCUGCCGGCCCGCACCCUUGGCCCCGGGGAGACAUCCUACAUGGCAGAGGGUGUCAGCAGCAGGGAGACCUAUGAAUUUUGGGUGUCCGCCUCCACACAGCGAGGGGAAGGACCGCCCACAGAGAGCAUCCUUGUGAAGCCAACUACUAAGGUGCCAGCCCAGAUAGCUUCCUUUGGUGGCCCUCUGGAGGUGGCAUGGAAGGAGGACGUCAGGCUGCAGUGCCACUCUGUCGGGGAACCACCUCCUGACAUCACCUGGAGGCUCAAUGGCAAGAAAAUCGUCACCUCGGAUCGAAUUCAGGUACGUCCAAAUGGCUCACUGCUCAUCCGUGACGUGCAGAAAACGGACGCAGGGAAUCUGACAUGUUCCGCAACAAACACACAUGGAAAAAGCUCCAUCUCUUACCUUCUGACUGUGCAGGUGCCUCCCGCCCCGCCCACCCUCUACGUCCAAGGCAGCUCUAGGGACGCCCUCACCCUGCGCUGGAGUCUGAAGCCACACCACGCGCCAGUCCGGGGAUACAUCAUGAACUACAAGAGGGAAUAUGGCAACUGGGAAGAGGUUGAGUUACACACGGCGCGCACCACACACACGCUGUCCGGCCUGGUGUGUGGCUCGCGGUACCAGCUGUACGUCACCGCCUACAACAAGGUGGGCACUGGUCUGCCCUCUGAAAUACUCACCACCUCCACCAAGGGAUCAGAACCAGUCGUCCCAAGUCGGUCCAGGUUACUUGAUGUUAACUCCACUUCUAUCUUGGUCCAUCUCAGCACUUGGGGUGACGGAGGCUGCCCCAUCCUGUACUAUGUCAUUGAGUACAGGCCAGCUUCUUCCAGGGAGUGGAUAUCGGUGGCCAACAAUGUGGCAGCCAAUGAGAAGACCUACGUGAUCCGUGACCUCACCCCGGCGACACGAUACUCUGUGAGGGUGACGGCACACAACCACGCUGGCUCCAGUGUUGCCACCUAUGACGUGUCCACCCUCACUCUGGAAGGAGUUCUGCUGACACGGGAGGAGAGUGACCCUGGGGGCGCCACGUCACCACCGCUGUACCAGGACCUGCGUGUGGUGAUCCCGGCGGCGGUGGUGGUGGUCAUCGUCAUUGAGGUGGUGAUGGCGGUGGUCUGCGUCUUCAGGCGGAGAAAGAUGCGAGAGAGGAAUGGCUCGGAGGGCAUAGCAGAGUCACCGUCGACCGCGCAGAUACAGAACCAGCAGAACCAGCACCAGCAGUACUCCGCCCUGCCCCCCACCACCCCCUCCACCCAGGACACCGCCACCAACAAGGAGUCCUCAGGCAAUGGAACGGUGGAUGACUACAUCGAGGACAUCUGCCCCUACGCCACCUUCCAGCUGCCUGCCGUGCCCAAGAGUCACUACGGCGAGAGCACAGAUUCCGGCAUUGUCUACUCUGGCCCCUACCACUCAGUCCAGGGUGCCUUUGUCUAUCACGACCCUAAACGCACCACGCUGGAGACCUUCCCUCUCAGACAUCAGAAGGAGCCAGAAUACACCAAGGUGCGGAGAAAAGGUAGACGAGACCCGCAUGUUGAGAGUACAGAGUCAGACAACUUAGGAAGCACCGACUCUGAAGUGAAGAAGAUCCUGUCACUACACAUGCCAAUUAGCGAAUAUGACACCCUGGGCAGCGACUCGGAGGGUCCCGGCACCAGAGACUCCCCGCCCACCUUCGCAGAGUCCGCCGGCCUUGCCCACGCCCACAUCCACCCACACCCGGCCCACAGCGGUCGGUCCAGGCCAGAGUCAGCUGUUAGUCAGCUCAGAAGCAGUACCGAUAUAUUCAAGCAUCGUGUCAGGAGUAGACAGCAAGAGCCGUGCAAGUCCCAGGAGAACAGCAGCAGCUCUACAGAUACCUCCAGCUCUGGCCGCCGUGCACAUCCUCGUCGGGGGAAGAAAUCCACCAAGAGACAGAGCAGGGCCACUCCGCGCUCUGGCUUUGAGGAGACUUCGUUUAGAGCGCCGCCACCUCCUCCCCCACGCGGGUUUUCAGAUUCACGGAAGGAGUAUAGUGAAACAGAAUGUGACAGGAGUGGGAAGAGGACGAGCGCCAGUACCAUCUCCUCCUCCUCCUCCUCCUCCAAGUCUCACCACCUGCAGCAGAAGUACUAUAAAGGUGCCCGCCCAAGGGAGUCAGGAUACCAAAUUGAUGUCUAGUGAAGCGACGGAGGCACAGGCUAAUCGGCGCAUCUUAGGUGAAUAGAGCCGGGAUUGCGUGUUGGGGUUCACUGUUUUACCUGGCUACAUUUACAAGUUACACUGUUUGUUUGUGAGAUUUCAUGUUUUUUGGGUUUGUUUUAUUUGAUUUUGUCGAUUUGAUUGUUCAGUUUGUUGUUUUUUUUUUUUCUAUCUCUUUUUUUCAGUUUCUUUAAAAUCUACAGGUCAUACGUGUGUUUCAUCCUUGUGUUCCUGUUUUUCAGCUUUCUACUUCAAAAUUUAUCAAUACCUAUCUAUUUUAACAUUAUUUUUUCAUUCUACACACACACACACCCACACACACACACACAGUUCCCUAACCAAGCAAUCUCUCACAUUCCUCCAAGAAAAGAUAAGAAAAAGAUAUUAAAACCACACUUAACCAGAAACGAGGGAGAGAAAGCACUGUAUUGGGAUCUGGUGUGUGUGCUUGAGUGAGUACGUGCGUGUACAGACCCCCCAAGGCACCCGUGGACUCGAUAUUUGGUGAAGUGCCGAGUUAGAUGUGCGCCGAAUUAGCCUGUCUGCCGCCCAGUGACGAGGGUAACUUUACGUGGGUUCGAAUGAGGGAACAGUGAUCUGGUGGAGACAGAGAGCGAUAGAGACGCAAACCCAAUGGAAGAAUAAAUUAAAGUGAUGCCAAACCGAAUUAUUACCAGAAAACAAAUGCUGAGAGGGAGAUUAAUGUGGAAAUAUGUUAGUGUGCGUGUGGGAGCCUCGGCCACGCACGCAAAGGGAGAGAAAUUAUAAACAGAGAUAUUAUUUUUUAUUCUCGGGAACUGGUGACGAUUGCCAGUCCUUAGGGGGUCUAGAGGCGCUGGUCUGUACUGUGCUGGGCUAGACAGGCUGUGGCUAAAUGUAUCAGUCACUCCAGCCAGUCAGUCAAUCAGUCAGUCAGCCAGUCAGUCCUCUCACCCAAGUCCGAAUUUCUGAAUGCAAGAUGUGCUGCCCUGAGUGUUGUGCGUGAGUGGCAGACACCCCAGGUCACCCCAGGACACCCCAGGAACCCCACCCCACCACUCCACCACUCAGCUCACCCCACCAAUCCCACCAGACAAAUUAAUUGGCAUAUUUUAACCCAUAUUCUGAUUCAGUCACCACAGCAGUUGAGGUGUUACAAGUGGAUUGACUCACUCCACACCCUCACCCACACCCCAAUGACUUCCCCAGGGGGUGUACGAGUCCCCAUGAGCCCCCUGUCCUCCCCCACAGCGCCCCCUACACAGCGGGAGGCCCCUUGUAGCCAUAGCAACGCCGCAGACCAUAUACGCAAACCACCGCAUCAGCUUUAACAGAUCAUAUUAACAGUCACACAGCAAGCAGUCAGUCAGUCAGUCACUCCAGUCAGUGUCACAUCCCCCCUCCCCCAGCCAGCUCCCCCAGGACACCCAGAUCCACCACCGCCAAGCUUCCGGCCGAGUCACCCAGCCCUUGCAAUGAAGAAGCAUCGUUGUGUUAGAAUUCCUGUUACCAUUUCGGCUCUCUCUCCUUCGGCCACUUCUGCAGGAGAGGAGUGGAAGUUCGUCUUUUUUACUGGUUCUGUGAGUCUUGGGAACUGUAGAAGGGAACGAGGAUGAACCAGGAAUGUUUCAACUAGUGGAUGGAUGUGAGAGGAGAACCGUAGCGAAGAAAAAAUCUGUUUGGUUCUGAAGAAAGGAAAUGCAUGGAGCAGGAAUGUCUGAACUUGUAGAUGGAUAGAUAAGCAAUAUUUACGAGAAUUAGCAGAACUGUGGCGAAGAAUGGUGUUGGUUCUACAAGUUUACGGAACCGAGGAAGGGAAUGUGCGAACCAGGCAUUUCUCAACUUGUGUUUACGAAAAUUGGAACCGUAACGAGGAAUUGUUUGGUUCGCAAGAAGAAGAGAAUGAGUGAACCAGGAAUAUUUGAAGAACCAGAGUAGUGGAGAAAUAAACCAGCAUAGUUUUGGAGUAAGGGAAAGAAGAACCAGCAGCUUUUGGUUCUGCAAGUAUUGUAGAACCGCAGAAGUUAAUUGAAUGCAUUAUCUUGUUGGAAACGAGAGUAGAAGAGGAAUGAACCGCCAAUAUUUGAAGACCCAACGAGGAACGGAGAACCAGACGAACGGAAAACAAAACAAGAACAUUUCGGAGAACCACAAACGAAAAAAAAAAGAAACUAGAAAAUUUUUAAGAACCACAAACAUUAGGAAAAACUACCAUUCGCUUAAAAUUUAGAAAACGAAAAAAAAGAAAUUAUUAAAAGUUAAGAGUUAUAAUACCAUGGUGCUUCUGGUUCAGAGGGACAGCGAACCAGCGAACCAGUGAACCAGCUCUCGUGUGUCAUGGCUGGGUGUCUGCUGGCCUAGAUAGAUUGUGUGUGCGUGUGCGUGUGCGUGUGUGCGUGUCUAGAUACAAGCCUCAGGUAGUAUGCUAUAUAGAUAAUGAUGUUUCACCUUCACUCCUCAAGCGGUAUUUCCUGAUUUAGUGUGUGUGCGUGUGCGUGCGUGAGUGUGUGUGUGUUUGUAUAUCCACAUGUGUACUGACUGACCUAUGUGUGUGUAUGACAGAUAUAUUAAAAAAAGACAGUUUCUCCACGUAUGUAUGUAUGUAUAUAUGUAUGAAUGAAGCCUGAACAAAAAAAAAACGAUAAAAAAAUCUUGCAUUGUAUCACGUCUGUAUGUGGAUGUAUGCCCGUCAGUCUGUCAGUAUGUACGUGUGUGUGUACGUUAGUGUGUGUGUGCGUGUGUGAGGGUGUACAGUACCGACCAGAAUGAUGUAGAAUGCAAUGUGAUAUUACCAAUUAACAUUACUAUCAUUGUACUAAAUCGCCACUUUCUUGUAGUUGAGACAAAACAGAGGUGUUCCCCAGGGUGGGCAGCGGGCGACCCCAACACAGUGUUUGGUGUUGUAGUGUUCACGUCAAGCUUGGUGUAGACCGACUGGCAGCAGCGGUAGCAGGAGAGAGAGAGAGGCAGGGAGAGGGAGACAGAGAGGUGCUGCACGGGUAGAGAGAUAGAGAAAGAGAGAGAGAGAAUGUGUGUCUGAGAAUGUGUUUAUUUGUUAGUGUGGAAGGAAAGGAAUGGUUGCAGAGAGAGAGAGAGAGAGAGAGAGAGAAGCGAAGGAAGAAGUUUUGUUGCAAGAGUAGAGACAGAAAAAAAAACGUACAUAUAAAAUAAUGACAAUAAACGAAACGAAAUAAAAAUAUAUGAUAAACUAAAAGACACAUUUUUCCAUAUACGUUGAGAGAAAUAGGGUCAACUGAUUUAUUUAUUUAUUGAGUCAUUUAUUCUUUAGUGGUGAGAAGAGAUGAGUAACUGGUGUGAUUUGGUGACGCUUAAGAGAGAGAGAGAGAGAGUGUGUAUUCGUUUCAAUGUGCUAAAGAAAUGGUGACUUUUUGACUGCUGAAGAGAAAUAAGAUAGAAAAUUAUUACUCUUGGAUAUAGUGAGGAAGAGAACCUGUGUGUGUGUGUGUGUGUGUGUGUGUGUGUUGCCCGUGUCAGCAGAAAUGUUUUUAUGUGUUUACGUAUUAUUCAUUGGCAGGAAUUAAUGAGGUCAGGUCAAGUUAGGUCAGACUCCCAGGUCAGUCAAGGCCAGUCCACGUCCAUAGCCAGUCAGUCAGUCAGUCAGUCAGUCAGUCAAGUGUGUGAGAAAUAAUGGAAUAUCUUCAAACUUCUUGCCUACUUUCUAUAUCCUACUCUUUAUCUGGUUUCUCUGUCUCCUCCUCCUCCUCCUCCUCCUCCUCCUCCAACUUUCUUUCUCUUCACAUUCCUUCCUCUUGUGUCUAUUUUUUCUCUUCCUUCAUUCCUUCCUUCCUUCCUUUCUUUUUCUUCCUUCCUUUGUAACAUGCCAGGAAGAAAGCACAAAGUAUUAUUAUUAUUACUAUUACUAUUAUUAUUAUUAUUAUUAUUAUUAUUAUUAUUAUUAUUAUUAUUAUUAUUAUUAUUAUUGAUGCUGUUUAUGGUUGUGAGUCCAAAUGUUUGUCUGUUUCUCCGUUUUUUGUUUGUUAUUACUGAAGAAAAUGUGGUUUGGAGGUUGUCUCAAAGAAACACACACACACACACACACACACACAGAAAAA
Molecule: messenger RNA, 10157 nt
Organism: Portunus trituberculatus (swimming crab)
Lineage: Eukaryota; Metazoa; Arthropoda; Malacostraca; Decapoda; Portunidae
Product: Down syndrome cell adhesion molecule-like protein Dscam2
Biological process (GO): axon guidance; cell-cell adhesion
Cellular component (GO): axon; plasma membrane
Molecular function (GO): protein binding
Source: RefSeq, a predicted model, not a curated record